GAUAAGCAACCCUGUCCUUUUUACAUGGGAGUCCCUCUGGGUGGGGGGAGGGGGGUACUGGGGGGGUACUGGCAGUUUUAAAUGACAAGCCAUCCCAGCAUGAAUUUCACUGGAGUUAGGAAGUUAGGCUGCAAUCAUAGGCUACUUCCUGCAUGUAUGUAGAGUUGCAGUCAGUGAUGGCACUGAAACAUGUGCAGUGAAAUGUAACCAGUUAGAAGAAGGUACCUGCAGUAUUGCAUUCAACAAAUAGUCUUUAUUUUGGUGAUUUGCAAGGCUAAAGACAUCUAUUAUAUCAGUAAGCCAUGAAACAUGAUCAUGAUAAUGGUACAUUGCUAGAAAAUCAAUAAAAAAUAAUUUUAAUAAUUUGUUUUUAAUAAAAUGUUCCAUCUUAUAAUAUGCUAUUUGUGAAGUAUGAUUCCUUGCACUCAGAGCUUAAAUGCCAUGCCAUCAUAUUUUUAUCUUCAUGCACAGGAUGUAAAGGAGUAGCCUAAGUCUGCAUAAUAUUUUUAUUGUGAUGUUUUCAAAAUUUAUAUGACUUCUGCCCCUGGAUGGUAUGGUGAAUUUUCACUAAUGCCCCACUUCCCCAACCCCUCUGGCAUUUAACAAUGUUGCUCUAACAAAUCAUGGUUGAGGAGAGGCAUUCCUGUGACUCCUGACAAGGUUUCUCUUUCAAUGGGAAGUGUAAGAGAAACCACUGACAUUAUACCAGUGGCUAAUAAUAUUUUAUACACUGACUUGUGGAUUGGGAGAGAUAUACAACAAUAGAUCAACAUAUACCUACAAGAAGUAGUUUCAUAAACUUCCAGACGAAGUUUCUCUUUGACUGGAAAGUGUAGGAGAACCUGCUGCUCACAGGGUGGUUUCACAUCCUGCAUCUACAAUCUUGGUCACAAGGGUUGGAAAAAAAAUCAUUUUAUACACAUUUUGCCCCUCCCCACCCCUGUGCAAUGUUGACAAAAACACUUUCAUCUGACACAAGUUCACAUUUUACCAUUUUCCAACAUUGGAAGGGGUAAUGGGGGUGUUGACACUUAUUCUGUAGGCAUUACGAUUAUGAUUUCAUGUUUUUGGCAUUUUUCAACACAAUUUGUCCAUGAUUGUAGGUUUUACUCACCAUUUUCAGUCACCCCCUUCCUUUCAUUCAGUGGCAAGUACCUCUCCAGGCCGUCAAACUAAAAAAAAUAAUCUUUCCAGGUCAUUUCUUUUAGAUCGUGUAAGAUGGAAGCAGUGGCACAGGUAAAACCUGAGAAACCUUCUCUCUGUACGGUUUACAGAUUUAAUCUCGCUUUAGCCUAUCUAUUCUUGCUUAGACUUCCGGUUCCGUCGUUUUGUGCACAUUACCUUUCGCAGCCUUUCGUUUCCUUCGGACUUCCUGCCGAUUCAUUGCGUGACUACUUUCGAAGCCGGUGGUUCCUUCUGAUGUGGACAAGCUAACUAAGUGUUACUGUAAGGAAUUGACUGGGCUUUCGAAUUGUGAAAACGCCAUUCUCUGGGGUAACUAAAGAUCGGAGACUUCACGAUUUUAGUACUAUAAAUAGACAGUUUCGACGAUGUCACGCAAUCUCGGGGAUAAAGAUAGUAUUUUCCGUUUCGACCUGCUGGAGUAAACUACAAUCUGAGCGUUUAAAACGUGAAAACCCCGCUAUGGUGUAUUCCUUAGAGGAACUUGACGAUUUAGCGCUGAUACAUAUAACUCGCUUUCUCGACCCAGAGGAUAUAGUGCGUUUAGGUUUGACAUGCCGACGAAUUCACUCACUUAUGCCUCGAAUUAUUCCUACCACCGAGGAGUGGAAAGGCAAGGACUUUUUCGUCUCUGGUCCUUAUAUUUGCCCCAACGAGUUGUAUUUUGACGGACCAGUUCUUUCUGGUUCUGUCAAGAAACUAGUCAUGUCAGUUCUUUGGAAAGACCAGGGCUAUGGAAAUAAAAAGGGCGAAAUCUUCGUGAAAUUAAUGAGACCGGAAGCAGGCUGCUCUCCAACAACGCCAUCACUUGAAGACGAACAAAUUAUUGAGAUAGCAGAGCGUCGGCGAUUGUUUGACAUCGCAGAACAUUACUGGAAACGUGAACACACUGUGAUCUCUGAUCAUCCUGUCGUCUCUAAAGCCAGACCAGGUGAUUUUUACAGGUUUAUGAGAUAUGUUGGUGGUGGAGGCGGUCAUGAACUUAUCGUAAGAAACUUUCGAGUUGUUGUUACAGGAUUCAGGAUAAUAUAUCAUAAAAAGGACACCUAAUCAAGGUCAUGCCUAAGUGGGAAGAGGGGAGAGUAAAAUCCCCCUCCUCCGGGGGAUUCUCAGGGUGCAAUGACCUGGACUACUACCCUGGUAAAGAUUAGUUGCAGAGUUCCUUCUGUUGCACAUCAGCAAAAAUGUAAAGGGAGAAAUAUCUUGAUCUUCAUGUUGUAGGGUACCCUGGCAGGAGGAGGGGGGGGAGUAACUUGGUUAACUUCAGCUAAAUGUAGCCUAAAAAUACAUCCCUUUAGGAAAUCGAGCUGCAUUGGCUGUUUCACUGACUCAUCACUCAAUUUAUAUUUUCUAAUGUAAUAUCAUGAUGUUAAUCAUAUCCAUAACAAAAUUUUUGAUUGUGAUUGGUUCCCCACGGCCCUAUUUGUCACAUAAUUGGUGUGUCAAAUUACAGGUAUUCAACUUGUAAUUGGAUAUUUGUAAUUGGAUAUCUUUGCCAUUUGCACAUCAAUUACACAUGCUUUGAUGGCUUCCUUCUUAAUAUUUCCUACAGUUUUUGAAACUUAUUGAAAGCACUAUUCACUUUUCUGCUCAAAAGAAGUUCUCAAAAGUCUUCUUUUUUUUUAUAAAUUUUCAAAAUUUUUUGUUCAUACAAUUCAUUAGAAAUUUGACCUUGUGUCAUACAAUUUAGGGGGCAAUCAUGCUCGUAAUUUCAAAUAGGCCUCACACUGUAUGCUUAUCAGAUUUUGAAAUAACUCAUCCUGAAUUGUACUCUACUUGGUCCAAUUACUAUUACAAAUUGAUUAAAUUUUCAUGAUUAAACUAACUGCUUGGAGACCUUUAGGUGUGCAUUUUAGAGAACAUUGUAGGCCAAACUUCUAAACUUGAGAAACAAGAAAAAAGGUAUAUGUAGGAUCCUCUUAAUAGUCAUCCUUUGAUGCCUAUAAUUGGAAUAGACAAGUAAAAAUAGUAAAGAAGACAAAUGGAACAACUUCCUGUGUACCACUGAGAAGUUGCUGUAAAUUAUAGGACACAAAGUUGUUUACGAAAAAUAUUAAAUACUUUUGUCACAAGCCUUAGCAGAAAAAAAAGACAAUGAUCAGGACAGGCAUAAUAUUAUAUACAAUAUGAGAGUAAACACAAUGAUUAUUAUUAACGAUCAUUAGAGCCAAUCUGUUUAAAGAUAAUUUCCAGUCUGUACUGCGCAGUCUCAGCACCCUAAUGUUUAUAAACAUUAUAAGUCUCACUCGAUGGAAUGCGAA
This is a messenger RNA of Orbicella faveolata, 3443 nucleotides long. RefSeq lists its product as uncharacterized. The record is from RefSeq and is a predicted model, not a curated record. Gene Ontology annotation, molecular function: protein binding. Lineage: Eukaryota; Metazoa; Cnidaria; Anthozoa; Scleractinia; Merulinidae.